This is a messenger RNA of Mercurialis annua (annual mercury), 513 nucleotides long. RefSeq lists its product as uncharacterized. The record is from RefSeq and is a predicted model, not a curated record. The transcript has 2 exons. NCBI's taxonomy places the organism in Eukaryota, Viridiplantae, Streptophyta, Magnoliopsida, Malpighiales, Euphorbiaceae. Bases 1 to 513 code for a protein of 170 amino acids.
AUGAAUCGAUCUCUUUUUCUCAGAAUUCAAUCUGCUAUAGAAGCUCAUGAUCCAUAUUUUGUUCAGAAAAGGGAUGCUGCUGGACAUUUAGAAAAAUACAUGAGGCCCCCGAAUAAAAAUGACACAGAUAGAUUGUUAAAAGAUAAUGAAAGUCGUGGGUUUCCUGGAAUGUUAGGAAGUAUUGAUUGUAUGCACUGGAACUGGAAAAACUGUCCAGUCCCUUGGAAAGGGAUGUAUGUUGGUCAUGUUCGUGAACCGACUAUAAUUCUUGAAGCUAUAGCAUCACAUGAUCUUUGGAUAUGGCAUGCAUUUUUUGGACUACCGGGAUCACAUAACGAUAUAAAUGUUUUAAAUCGAUCUUUUGUAUUUUCAGAACUUGCUGAAGGACGAUCUCCACCAGCCAACUAUUCAAUUAAUGGUCAUCAUUAUUCAAUGGGAUAUUACCUUGCUGAUGGUAUUUAUCCUUCAUGGUCAACAUUUGUGAAAACAAUUCCAUCUCCACAAAAGUCAUAA